Molecule: messenger RNA, 5774 nt
Organism: Hyalella azteca
Lineage: Eukaryota; Metazoa; Arthropoda; Malacostraca; Amphipoda; Hyalellidae
Product: ankyrin repeat domain-containing protein 26
Exons: 22
Coding region: 286-5760 (1824 amino acids)
Molecular function (GO): protein binding
Source: RefSeq, a predicted model, not a curated record
UAUCAUCACGUAUAAAAAUAAAUGCAGUUUAAUGUAGUUCGAUAUUCUAUGACUUGAUCCGUGUAGGAGAUUUAGCUUAAUUGAAUAUAUAUAGCAAGUUUUAAUCGUGUGAGGGUAAUUUGGAAGAUGACCAAAACAACGAAACUUUAUUGAUUAAGCUGUUGACAUUGAAUGCCCAAAACGUAUUAUUUGAUCGGAACUAGGAUGAAAUUUAUUGCCAAACACAACUAUAGUUGUGUAUGGUUCAAAAUUUGCUAGUGAAACUAUAAUAAUUUAAAAAUAGAAAUGAAUGAACUCGAAGCAUCAUAUCCACCGGAGCCUCUUCACGCUGUACCGCAAUUUGCGAAUUCGGACGAGAUGACGGCGGCAGUGGCGCGGGCAAACGAGCAGCGCAGAGCAGCGGGCAGAGGCCAGCAGGAGCAGCAGGAGGUCCUCGACCUGAGGACAGGGGCCGGAGGAGUGACUCCUCUCAUGACGGCCUGUCAGGAGGGUCAUGAGAGAACUGUACGGCAGAUACUCCAGAUGAAGCCGAGCAUGGUGCACGACCGUGACCGUACCGGCAAAACAGCGCUACAUUACUGCACAGACAACCCCACACUCGCCUGCAUCGAUCAGGUGGUGGCGGCAGAUCCUCGGUUGUUGUCAGCACGAGAAGAAGAUGGUCACACGCCCCUCCACUUGGCCACGAUCGCCGGCAACAGAGUCGUGGCCAAAUACCUGCUCACCAGGGGCGCUGACAUCAACGCUCUCGAUGACGAGAAGCACACGGCCAUCCACUGGGCCACGGUGUGCGGUGAAGUGCAGCUGCUGGAAAUGCUCAUGGAGGCUGGGGGCGACCCUAGCACGGCUGACAUCCACGGCGCGUACCCCAUACACUACGCCGCUCAGAUGUGUGGUCCCAAUGGUGACCCGAGUCGUGACAUGUCCCGAGGUCUGGAGGUGCUGAAGACGCUCAUACAGUACGGCGUGCCGGUCGAUGUUAAAGACAAGGACGGCAGAGAACCCAUGCUAUGGGCUGCGAGCUCUGAGGUGCUGCCGUCUCACGUGUAUUGUUCUUCAGGCAGCGCUGAUGCCAUCAUGAUCCUUAAGAAAGCUGGCGCCAGCGUCGUCGCUGCUGACAAAGAUGGCCUCACAGCUCUUCAUUGCGCUGCAUCUCGCGGUCACUUGGACUGCAUCGACAUGCUCAUCACGCUCUGCAACUGCGAGGUUGACUUGCUCGACUCCAACGGCUGCUCGCCACUCUUCUAUUCCGUGACGCUCGGCCACGCAGACUGCACACAUAUUCUGCUCAACAACGGCGCCGAUGCCAACAGACAAGACCGCAAGGGCAGAACCCCAGCUCACUGCGGUGCGGCGAAAGGUCAGCUGGAGACGCUGAAGUUGCUGCAUCAGCAUCAAGCUGACCUCUGGAAACGCAACGUCAAAGGCGACCUGCCUCUGCACGAGGCUUGUCAGAGCGGCCGCAAGGACCUGGUUGUCUGGCUGCUAAGCAUGAUGACGGAAAUGGUGAACGCAAGCAACAGCGACGGCAGAACUCCUCUUCACAUCGCGGCCAUCAACAACAACACCGGCCUCUGCAAGAUACUCAUGGACCACAAUGCUGCAGUGAACCCCAUCAUGCGUAACUCCAAAGGCCAGCUGCUGACGCCUGUGGACGCGGCCGUGGCGCGGGGCCAUAAAGGCUGCGCACAGUUCCUGCAACUGCACGGCGCAACGUCCGCUGCCAAGCUCACUGAUAAACGCGCUCUGCAACUCGCGCUCAGCAACAGAGCUAUGGAGGGCGGCAGCGGUGACCGUACGGGCGCCACCCCUAACAGUGAGCUGGGCUACCAGGACCUGCUCAUACCUUCGUCAGCGACGCCUGGGACAAGGACUCAGGACGCCUCCACCCUCAUGGCGGCCCAGCUCAAAGACAUGGGCACUGACACACAGACGACAUCAGAGAUAAACAUUCAGGAGUUGGUCGUUCAAGAACCCCAGAUGGCAAAGGUGGUACACGAAGCUCGUGCUCAAUACAUCAAACGGAAACAAGAACAGCAAACACGACAAGAGGUUCAUCAGGCCAUGGUUCAUCAGAGUCAGAGUGCCCAGCUGUCUGAUGAUGAGAAACAACAAGUGAUGAAUGGCAGUGAAGUACAAAAAUCAGAUGCUGAGCAGGUGAAAGACGAAAACAACGAACAGGGAGAUAGUGAAGCCGAAAUUCAAUACGAUGGUUCGAACGGUGCGCCAUCCGACGAAGAGGCGUAUUCUGAUGACUUCGAAGAUGACCAGCUACCGGAAGAUAUGCCUAUAAAAGAAAAACCAAAAAGUAUUUUUGCUCUUAGUAAAUCAGAUGAGGAGAAGUUAGAGGCUCAAAAUAAGAGGUUAGCCAUGUUGAAGAAGGAAAAAUCGUUGAAGAGAAGCAAGGAAUCGAAAAAAGUUAAGGCCGAUAGAGCAAAGUCAUUAGAGUCAAAGCCACGACGACACCAUCGUGGAGAAAAUGUCUUAUCUCAUGCCCAAUCAGCUCGAGAGAUUACGGAAGUCGGUGGAGUUGAACCCAGUCCUGCAGAAAUGAAUUUACGAGAGCAACAAUUAGACCCUGAUACUAAAACUUCACAUAGCCGUCAAGAUGCAAGUGAAAAAUCCAAACAUUCAGAUAAAACGCGAAAUAGUAAACAACAGGAAAUUUUGAAAACUUCAACUGAUCAUUCAACUGUUUUUCAUGAACAGCCAACACACACACAGCAUAAAACUCAUUCAUCGAAUAAACAAUUCAAAAAUCCGGCAACAGAAGCGAGAAAAAUGUCGACAGAAAAGUGUCAAACUUCGAUUGAACAGAACACGAAUUCCGACGCGCAAGUCUCUGAAAAAUCAAAAAAACUUCGACAUAUGGAAACAACGGACCUUAUCACCGAGAAUAAAGUGACGCCACUUGUUGAUGGUAAAGAACAAUCGAGUGACGCUCAAGGAACUGGGUAUCCUAACGUGCUGGAAAAUAGUAAGUUUGAGGCGACAGACACUAUUGACAUGGUUGACUCGAUGGUUUUGGGUGAAAAAGAGGAAUAUUCGUUGAAAUCCAUAGAAAACAGCAUCAAAACUGAUACUUUGGAGAAUGCAGUUGGUAUAAAAGAAAUAGGACAAGCAAUGACAGGAGAAGUUCCCACCUCUGCCAUUGGUCCCGAGAAACCUGAGAAGGAUAAGAAGUGUUCGAGUAAGUCACGAUCAUCGAAACACAGUAGUUCAAAAGAACGGAAGCAUAGAUUAAUAGAAGAUACUGUGGUAACGGAGAGUCCAAAUGUAGCAGCAUAUUUCAAGGAAGGUUCUGAUUCCCACUCUGCAAAAUCAGAUUCUAGAAAAAGAUUCAGUCGUGAAGGCCACAAAGAUUCUACAAAACAUGAAAACAAAAUUACACAAGAAGCAGAACAAGAAAAAGCAAUUGAAGAAAAUUCUAUCAACUAUUCUCGUGGAUCGCGGUCUUCUGGAAGAUCAGGCACGAGAGAAAAAUUAGAGCCGGAGGUGGAAGUUAAACUUGAGGGCGAGAAUGGCACUGCCGCUGUUCCAAAACUUGAAGAAGAUACAGCCACGCGAUCGUCCGGUAAGUCCCGUUCAUCGAAAAGGUCCAGCUCAAAAGCUAGUGAGAGAGGCGGAUGUAAUCGAAGUCGCUCCGCGUCUCGUUCUAAGCCAGACCAAGUUGAAGAAAAAGACAAGAAUUCUACGAGAAGCAAGUCGAGUGUGGAUGAACAUAGAAAGUUUGGUUCUCGUGGCAAGGAUAAGCCAGACGAUGAGGUUGAAGUUAAAGCAGAAAAAAUAUUGAAAUCAAAAUCGCAUAACUCUGGAGAAAACAUAACCACUUUAGAACAAAAUGAAAAUAGUGUUCCGCCAAAUUCCAGAAGUCUUGAUGAUAAGGGGAUGCAAGCUCCAUCUGAAAGUGCUCAAUUUGUGAAGACGUCAGAAAACACCACUAAAAUAACGGAUCCUGAUACUAGGGAAAUUUCCUUGAUUGUCCCUCAAGGUUCUGUUGACAGCAAAGAUACAUCAAAAAACGAAUCCACAGGGCAGAAGGAGUUGGCCAAAACUUCGGACAUGAAUAGAGGAAGUAGAAGAGUUACGAUGAGUGAGGUGACAGAAAGGUCAAAUUUGAGCGAAUCUGCUAACGAAAAGAGUGAAGGCACAGACAGUAAAACUUUUGCCAACAAUACCAGCCAAAAAAUCGAUCAACCGAAAUUAAUUGACAUUGAAAUAAAUGGUAGAAAGUUUACAAAAGUCUUGAAAACAAAGAGUGCCGAGGCAGAAGAUGCAGCAUUGGAAGCAAUGAGCUAUAAGGUUACCAGAAAUGCCUUGGGCUGCCAUCGAAGAAGAAAUCGAUCGAGAUCAGGAGCGAUGGAAGAAACUGGAUUACAGCCGCUGAGGACACCCAUACGGCGAGUCAAGUAUUCCGACUUGCCAAAGCAUCACUGUCACGGGAAAGACGUCAGGAUGCACGAAAUGCACCUCCUUGGGAUUGACAUGCCUGAGCUGUCAUCCUUAUCUCUUAGGGAUAUCACCCCGCGCACCAAGAAGGAAUCUGGUUAUAGUGGCUCACAUCGUGGUGACUCUGAACUCGACAAUCUCUCUGAAGAUGAAGGAGAUAUUGUUUCUAAAAGCGCGAUCAGGAGGAAGAUGAGGAAGGAGAAACUUCAGGCGCGAGAGAAAGAGACUCCUGAUUACCGGUCCGACCAAGAAGAAACUGACGCUUUAUCAGACAGACAAGUCAGAAAGAAAGGCGGUCGCUACAACGAAGACGGCGACAUGUAUGACUUGGACGACGCUUACGCCGAUAUGGACGACCUGCCGCGCCAUCUGUCGGCGCGCAGGGCGGCUAAGAGCAAGGGCCGCCGGCACAGCGAUGGCGGCGAAACGGGUCACUCAAGCGAUACCAACAGCCAGAAGAAAGCCAACCGCUCCGCUCCCACGGAGAUGUCCAUCACUCAGGCCAUGCAGACCACCAUGCGCAAGUACACGCUUGAACGGCGACUCUUCCAACACUUGCUGGAGCUCAAGCGUCAGCAGAUUCGUAACACAAAGGUCAACGAGUCCGUCCUUAUCAAAAGAAUGUCCGACGCAAAUAACCGGGACAGCACCAUGCUGGGCUUGAGGGGCUACGCUGGACCCAUGACAUUUCAGAGCUAUGAGAAAUAUCUUUAUGAACAACUGAAAUUUCUACAGAAUUCACAAGGCGAAAAAAUUCCCCAAUUCAAACCGAUGGAUGACGUCGAAAAAUUGAACAGGGUUUUGCACCGAACGGAAAUAGCGGAGAGCAAGCGGGUGGUGGGGGGUGGUCAGAGCAACAACAUCGCGCCUGCAGACGACGACGACGCGACCCAGUCUGAUCCGCGCAGCUGCUCCCGCCGGACGCAUCGCUGCCACCAUGCUGCCCAUGCCUACACCGGCGUCCCUUGCGCUGCUUACCUUGCCCCGAGAGGCAAGAAGUUCAUCGAGCGUAAGAUAAACAACUCGGAAGGUAAACUGAGUUUACCGAGAAUAAGUGGAGCUUCAAGCCAAGCAGGAUCAGGCCCUGCGACUUACCGUGGUAAAAACGUUAAGAAAAACACGGCCAAGUCAGAACAAAUGGAGCAGCCUUCGGGCGCUGCCUUCAUGGGAGUCCAAGGAUAUGAUCCCAAGAAACCUCUCACUGUCGAGCUCCAGCACGGAGGGACCAGACAGCAAAUCGCUCUUCCAUUAGAACUUCUAGACAAAUCCAAGAGAUAUAAUUUAAGAUUUUCUAUCAAGGUGAUGUACUGAAGCUCUAGAAGAGA